AUGGUCAAACGCACGUGUUUGGUGUUCCGUGCACUACUCUACCUGUGCGUUGGUACAAUCCUCACACCAACCGAUGGAGCGCAGGACAUCUUCUCCAUACUGAAACCGGGCAACCCGUUUGGAACGAUCGGACGUAAGAAGCUGUUCGUGACCCGGGUCGGACAGUGUGUGGGGAAGAAAAAUCUACCCGUGUACGUGCCAGAUAUGCGCAUUACGGCAUACAACCGUACCAGCUACGUUGUCAGCGGUGAAGUACACUUCCGGGAGGACAUUCCACACUAUCGACUCUCGGUGGCAAUCAAGCAGUGUGACGAUAUAAGGGCAACGGUGAACUGCCGUCCGUUUCUCAGCAACAUUGUCAAUACGGAUGGUUGUGCACUACUGCAAGCAUCCGGUGCGAUGUAUAACGAGUAUCUGCAGCACUUUCAACCACCGCUCAAGUGUCCAUUUUGGAACGGGACGUAUGUGAUGGGUGCAACGUUGGUAGAUGAUGCGUUGGUGAAAUAUUUACCAGGUUCCGGAAGCACAUUUUGGGAGGUACGAAUGAUGGGACGUGUAAAGGAGCGUUUAAUGUUUUGCGUGGUAAUGCAGCUAAAUGUUCGACCAAAAAAAAUGUCCAAUAAUCGAAACUGA
Molecule: messenger RNA, 633 nt
Organism: Anopheles maculipalpis
Lineage: Eukaryota; Metazoa; Arthropoda; Insecta; Diptera; Culicidae
Exons: 2
Coding region: 1-633 (210 amino acids)
Source: RefSeq, a predicted model, not a curated record